AGAUGGUUACCCAUCUUCCCACGCAACGUUGUAUAGAAGCUCAUCUGAUCUGAGCUUCAAACUCCUAAUCCUACUCGAUGUCUCCAUCUUAAUAAACACCAAAUCCGAAGCACAACUUUCCAACAAAGCCAAAUCCUGUAGACUCACGAUGCUCGCAUAGAGAAUAAAUAGAUAAUAUAAUAUCGCAAAAUCGAAGCGAAAACUCGAAUGCUCAAUGGGGAACAAGAUCGCGCGAACGACGCAAGUCUCGGCGACGGAGUAUUACCUGCACGACCUGCCGUCUUCGUACAAUUUGGUGCUGAAGGAGGUACUCGGCCGGGGCCGAUUCUUCAAGUCGAUCCUGUGUAAGCACGACGAAGGGCUCGUCCUCGUUAAGGUCUACUUCAAACGAGGCGAUUCCAUCGAUCUCCGUGAGUACGAGCGCCGUCUAGUUCACAUCAAAGAAAUAUUCCGGUCACUUGACCACCCCCAUGUUUGGCCCUUCCAGUUUUGGCAAGAAACAGAUAAGGCAGCAUAUUUAUUAAGGCAAUAUUUUUUCAACAAUUUGCAUGAUCGAUUAAGUACUCGGCCGUUUUUGAGUCUCGUUGAAAAGAAGUGGUUGGCGUUUCAGUUGCUUCUUGCAGCGAAGCAGUGCCAUGAGAAGGGGAUAUGCCAUGGUGAUAUUAAGUGUGAGAAUGUGUUGGUUACCUCGUGGAACUGGGUUUAUCUAGCUGAUUUUGCCUCAUUCAAGCCUACAUAUAUUCCUUAUGAUGACCCUUCGGAUUUCUCCUUUUUCUUUGACACUGGAGGAAGAAGGCUGUGUUAUCUUGCACCGGAGAGAUUUUAUGAGCAUGGAGGUGAAAUGCAAGUUGCCCAAGAUGCUCCUUUGAAGCCAUCUAUGGACAUCUUUGCUAUUGGAUGUGUUAUUGGGGAGGUUUUCCUUGAGGGCCAGCCACUGUUUGAACUUUCCCAGCUUCUUGCAUAUCGCAGAGGGCAAUAUGAUCCUAGUCAACAUCUUGAAAAGAUCCCAGAUAUUGGAGUACGAAAGAUGAUACUUCAUAUGAUCCAGCUUGAACCAGAGUCUCGCCUCUCUGCUGAAAGUUAUCUACAGAAUUAUGUAGCUGCUGUAUUUCCUGGCUACUUCUCACCAUUUCUGCAUGGUUUUUAUUGUUGCUGGAAUCCUCUUCAUUCUGAUAUGAGGAUUGCAAUGUGCCAGAGGGUUUUCCCCGAGAUAUUGAAGCAAAUGAUGAGCAAGAGGUCAAAUGAUGAGAUGGGAGGGGGUCUUGGCAAAUUGCAUACCUUAAGUGGUAAACAGUCGCAAGAUAUUGUUUCAAAACAACAGUCACAAGAGAUCGUUACAAAACAAAAGUUGAGCUCAACAAAUCACUUGUUGACAAAAAGAGAAAAGAUGGAUAAUGGUUCUGUUGGGGAUCGGUUCAAGCUUCUUGGCAACAUCGAUACCCUACUUGGAGAUGUUGAACAGAGCAAUCAUUACCUUGGGGAGAAUCCAACAGAAGGAGAUACAUCCAAAAGUGCACUUUCCCAAGAUUUUAAACAAAAUGGCAUUGAAUCUCACUUCCUUCAUCAAAAUAUUUCUGAUUUGUUUAGGAAAAAUGAUCACCCUUUUCUGAAAAAGAUUACAAUGGAUGAUUUAAACUCAUUGAUGUCUGACUAUGACAGUCAAUCAGACACCUUCGGAAUGCCUUUUCUACCAUUACCCGAAGAUAGUAUGAAAUGUGAAGGGAUGGUUUUAAUUGCCUCUUUGCUUUGCUCCUGCAUACGUAAUGUUAAGUUACCUCAUUUGAGGAGAGGGGCGAUACUUUUGCUGAAGACCUCUUCAUUAUACAUUGAUGAUGAAGAUCGCUUGCAGCGAGUACUUCCAUAUGUAAUUGCAAUGCUUUCUGACCCAGCGGCAAUUGUGCGGUGUGCUGCCCUUGAGACUUUAUGUGACAUUCUACCCUUAGUUCGAGAUUUUCCUCCUAGUGAUGCAAAAAUUUUCCCAGAGUACAUCCUUCCAAUGCUUUCCAUGCUUCCUGAUGAUCCAGAGGAAAGUGUGAGAAUUUGUUAUGCAAGCAAUAUAGCUAAGCUGGCUCUAACAGCUUAUGGAUUCUUGAUACAUUCAAUAAGGCUUAGCGAGGCUGGAGUUCUUAAUGAAUUGAAUUUGUCUCCGAAGUCUUUAGCAUCAUCUGGUGAGUCAUCUGGGCGCAUUCAGAGGUCAAAUAGUGAUGCACAGCUAGGCCAAUUAAGGAAGUCCAUUGCAGAGGUAGUUCAGGAGCUUGUAAUGGGUCAAAAGCAAACUCCAAACAUUAGAAGAGCUCUCCUUCAGGACAUUGGCAACUUAUGCUGCUUUUUUGGCCAGAGACAGAGUAAUGAUUUUUUGUUGCCCAUACUCCCAGCCUUUUUGAAUGAUAGAGAUGAGCAGCUAAGGGCAGUGUUUUAUGGGCAAAUUGUGUUUGUCUGCUUCUUUGUGGGCCAACGAAGUGUGGAGGAAUAUCUUUUACCUUAUAUUGAGCAGGCUUUAGGUGAUGCAAUAGAGGCCGUUAUAGUUAAUGCACUGGAUUGUUUGGCUGUUCUGUGCAAAAAUGGUUUCUUACAGAAAAGAAUAUUGCUUGAAAUGAUAGAACGUUCCUUUCCAUUGUUAUGUUUUCCUAGUCAAUGGGUAAGGAGGUCGGUUGUCACUUUCCUUUCAUCUAGUAGUGAGUGCUUGGGUGCUGUAGAUUCUUUCGUUUUCCUUGCUCCAGUAAUACAACCUUUCCUACGUCGACAACCUGCAUCUCUGGACUCCAAAAAAGCUCUUCUUUCUUGUUUGAAGCCACCUGUCUCAAGGGAAGUAUUUUAUGAAGUCUUAGAAAAUGCUAGGAGUUCAGACAUGUUGGAGAGACAGAGAAAAAUAUGGUACAAUUCAUCAGUGCAAUCGAAACAAUGGGAAAUUGCUGAUUUACUGAAGAGAGGGGCUGGGGAAUUAGACUCAAUGAAGUAUUGGUCUGAGAAACAACAGUCUAUUGGAGGUCAUAGACCCAUUGAUAGUGCAUUGCAGCAAUCUGGGCUAACAGAAGAUGAUGACGAUACCAAGCUGAGAGUUCUGGGGGGUCAUAUACGAAAUGCUUCUAGUGUAAUUGACAUGCGUGAUCCAUUAUGCUCAGAGAAGCUAAAGUUUUCAGGUUUAACAUCUCCGCAGCUCAAUGGUUUAAACAGUUUCAUGUGUGAUAAGUCUUCAGAAGGUAUACCUUUGUACUCUUUUAGCAUGGACAAGCGAGCAAUGGUAGCUCCUCCAGCAGCUUCUGAUACUCCUUUGCCUUGUAUAGAUCCAGUUAGUAAAUCAUUUACCAUGUCUAGUUCAGUUCCAGCACCUAAGCUUGUUUCAGGCUCCUUUGGUAUCACUGGUGGUUCUAAACAAUUUUACAGAGUUGUACAUGAACCAGAAAGUCGUGAAAAUGAUCAAAUAGCCUAUGUUAAUAGUAAAUUUCAAGACAUGGGAUUAUCUGGUACAGUAAAAGGAACUUCUGUUCCAAUGGAAGAUGCUUCUGCUUCAACUGAUUUCACAGGACUACCCUCAUUUGCUCGGUCUUCAUCAAUUCCAGAUUCAGGUUGGAGGCCGCGUGGGGUGUUGGUUGCACACCUGCAGGAGCACCGAUCUGCUGUCAAUGAUAUUGCAGUUUCAAAUGAUCACAGUUUCUUUGUGAGUGCAUCUGAUGAUUCCACUGUCAAAGUGUGGGAUUCAAGAAAGUUGGAGAAGGAUAUAUCGUUUAGGUCAAGGCUAACUUAUCACUUGGAAGGAAGCCGAGCACUAUGCACUGCAAUGCUCCAAAAUUCUGCUCAAGUUGUUGUUGGAGCAUGCGAUGGGACAAUCCAUAUGUUUUCUGUUGAUCACAUCUCUAGAGGUCUUGGAAAUGUUGUUGAAAAGUAUUCAGGUAUCGCUGAUAUAAAAAAGAAGGAUGUGAAAGAAGGUGCAAUACUUACCCUUUUCAACUACCCUGUGGAUAACUGUGGCAUUCAGACAUUUAUGUACAGCACCCAAAAUUGUGGUAUUCAUCUUUGGGAUACGAGAUCAAGUUCAAAUGCAUGGACAUUAAAAGCAGUUCUGGAGGAAGGUUACAUAUCGUGUCUGGUUGCAGGCCCUUGCGGGAAUUGGUUUGUUUCAGGGUCUUCUAGGGGUGUGCUUACCCUUUGGGAUUUAAGGUUCUGUAUUCCUGUGAACUCAUGGCAGUAUUCUCUUGUAUGCCCUGUAGAAAAGAUGUGUCUCUUUGUUCCUCCUUCAAGUGUCUCAGUUUCUACAACUGCAAGGCCGCUUAUUUAUGUGGCUGCUGGCUGCAAUGAAGUUUCACUUUGGAAUGCAGAGAAUGGGAGCUGCCACCAGGUAUUUAGGGCUGCAAAUUAUGACACUGAAGCAGAAAUGUCUGAUUUACCAUGGGCCUUGGCAAAGCCAUCCACUAAAAGAAGCUCUAAAUCUGAUCCAAGGAGGAAUGCAAAUCCAAAGUAUCGAGUGGAUGAACUAAAUGAACCCCCACCACGUCUUCCGGGUAUCCGUGCAUUACUUCCUCUACCUGGUGGUGAUCUAUUGACUGGAGGCACUGACUUAAGGAUUCGCCGCUGGGACCAUUGCAGCCCUGAUAGAAGUUACUGUAUCUGUGGCCCAAAUUUUAAGGGAGUUGGAAAUGAUGAUUUCUAUGAAGCAAGAUCAAGUUUUGGGGCACAAGUUGUACAGGAAACUAAGAGACGACCUCUAACAAUGAAGUUGACAGCAAAAGCAGUUAUUGCUGCUGCUGCUACUGAUUCUGCUGGAUGCCACCACGAUUCCGUCCUCUCUUUGGCUUCUGUGAAAUUGAACCAAAGACACUUGAUAUCAAGCAGUAGAGAUGGGGCUAUUAAGGUUUGGAAGUGAAUAACCCAAAAGCUUGAGUGCUUUAAUAUACAUAUUUAGUUACAGAAAUAGUAAUUGUACAUGGUGAAAUUGUGCAUUCAGAUUCAGAUCUUAAAUUCUGCAGCCUAACCAUUUACCUCCUUUGGUUCGUAGUUUUGUACAGUUAGUACGCUUGUAAGUUUAUGUGGGAUUUUUCUUAUUUAUUAUUAAUACAAUCCCUUAUUUAUCAA
Molecule: messenger RNA, 5070 nt
Organism: Hibiscus syriacus
Lineage: Eukaryota; Viridiplantae; Streptophyta; Magnoliopsida; Malvales; Malvaceae
Product: serine/threonine-protein kinase VPS15-like
Biological process (GO): protein phosphorylation; late endosome to vacuole transport; autophagy of peroxisome
Cellular component (GO): phosphatidylinositol 3-kinase complex, class III, type II; phosphatidylinositol 3-kinase complex, class III, type I; late endosome
Molecular function (GO): protein binding; ATP binding; protein serine/threonine kinase activity
Source: RefSeq, a predicted model, not a curated record